Messenger RNA from Drosophila biarmipes, 3973 nucleotides. RefSeq names its product protein roadkill (gene rdx). Gene Ontology annotation, molecular function: ubiquitin protein ligase binding. The transcript is spliced from 8 exons. Lineage: Eukaryota; Metazoa; Arthropoda; Insecta; Diptera; Drosophilidae. Gene Ontology annotation, cellular component: nucleus; cytoplasm. The record is from RefSeq and is a predicted model, not a curated record. The coding region runs from base 394 to 2826 and encodes 810 amino acids. Gene Ontology annotation, biological process: proteasome-mediated ubiquitin-dependent protein catabolic process; regulation of proteolysis.
UUUCAAGCGGAGCGGUUCGUUCGUUUUCAGCGCUCGAUUCGACUUCGAUUCGCUACGAUUCGACUCGCCUUCUCUCUCGCCUCGUGUGUCGCCCACCAAAUAUAAUAAAAAAAUUGAAUUCAACACAAAAUCCAAUCAAAUACUACUCGAAACAAAAAGUCGAGCACACACUUGAAAAUUAUACAAAUCGCAAGGCAACUAAAUACCAGGCAACGGCAUGUGGCAACAAAGAGAUUUGUGCAAAUGAAAAAUUUAUAAGCACCCCAAAAGUUGAGCAAUUUUUUACAAACCCAGAGAAUCGUAUAUUUUAUAACAAAAGCGAAACGAAAUAAGAAUACAAAAGGUGUGUUGUGCGGAGAGUGCUUUCGAAGUGUUGGCCAUAAAAAUUGUAAAAUGUUUGAGCCCUAUGUGAAAAUCAAGAAAAAGCGAAGUGUGCAUGAAAUCUAUGAAAAUGAGAAUUUAGAGCAGCAGCAGCAGCAACAGCAGCAGCAGCAGCAGCAACCUGCUACCAGCGAUAAUUGUUGCUGCGAGAACGGAGAGCCGCAGAAUGGGCCUGAAAUUGCAACUGCAACUGCAACGGCAACGGCAACAUCUGUAGCAGCAACAUCUGCGACGGCAGCAGCAGCAACAGUCGCCACAGGAGCAGCCCCCAGCAGCAGCAGCAGCGGCAACUGCAGUCGCCUGCAGCAAUUGAUAUCGACGCCACCAGUAUUAUUGCGCAGAUCGUCGCUGCAACAGCAGCAGCAACAGCAGCAACAGCAGCAACACCACCCACACACGCCAGCAGCAGCAGCAACAGCACAGCAAGCUGCGCCUUCAGUUUUGCAACAGCAUUUGGGUCACCUGAAUUACGAAAGUGGAGCAACUGCAGCGGCGGCAACGGCGGCAGCAACCAGUAGAAGUGGCUCGGCAACACUGGCGCAGCAUUUGGCAACACCCAGCAACAUAUUGCAGGCGGCAUUCGGCAGCAGCAACUUGCAACACAUACUGACCCGGUCCGCCCCCUCGCCCUCGUCCAGUGCGAUUUCCUCCAACAACUGCAGCAGCGCCUGUGCGGGCAACACGCACUACAACGGCGGCAACAGUAGCAGCAGCAGCAACAGCAGCAGCAGCAAUCACCACAGCAACAGCAUCAUUGCCAGCCGCCUGUUCGGAGCCGCCUCCUCCUCCUCCUCCUCGUCCAGCUCCUCCUCAGUGGCCGCCUCAUCAUCCUCCUCUUCAUCACACCAUCUGCAUAGCCAUCACUCGGCGCUGACCAACUCCAUAACGAAUCGCAUCAAUCAGUCCAUCAGGCGGCAUCUGAACCAGCAGCAACACCACCAUCCCCUCAGUGCGUCCUCCUCCUCCUCCGCAUCCACAUCGUCGUCAUCAUCCUCCUCCUCGUCAUCCUCCUAUCAGCAGUCGUCGGUACCACAGCAACACUAUAAUUGCGCCCAUCCUGCACAGCAGCAGCAGCCGCACCAUCACCACAGCAGCAGCAGCAGCCAUCAUCACCACCACAGCAACGGCAGCAGCAGCAACAACAAUCAACAGCAACCACAACAAUCUCCUCUGUGCCUAGUAUUAUUAGUUAAAUGCCCCAAUUCUAAGGAAUUUUGUAACGCCGCCGCAAAUUUCUGUGAUAAAAGAUUGCCGGUGAACGAAUGUCAGGCAAGCCAAACAGCUAGAGUCACCUCGAACCUGCACGCAUCCAGUAGCACGAUGGCGGUCAGCCGUGUACCCUCGCCGCCCUUGCCGGAAGUUAAUACGCCAGUCGCCGAGAACUGGUGUUACACGCAGGUCAAAGUGGUUAAAUUUAGUUAUAUGUGGACCAUAAAUAACUUUAGUUUUUGUCGGGAGGAGAUGGGUGAAGUACUCAAAUCGUCCACAUUCUCAGCCGGUGCUAAUGACAAACUGAAAUGGUGUUUACGGGUUAACCCCAAGGGGCUCGACGAGGAGAGCAAGGAUUACCUUUCGUUAUAUUUACUGUUAGUUUCGUGUAAUAAAUCAGAAGUCAGAGCCAAGUUCAAAUUUUCCAUAUUGAAUGCCAAGCGCGAGGAAACCAAAGCCAUGGAGUCCCAAAGAGCUUACCGAUUUGUGCAGGGCAAGGAUUGGGGCUUCAAGAAGUUCAUCCGCCGCGACUUCCUGCUGGACGAGGCCAACGGCCUGCUGCCGGAGGACAAGCUGACCAUCUUCUGCGAGGUCAGCGUCGUGGCGGACAGCGUGAACAUCUCCGGACAAUCCAACAUCGUGCAGUUCAAAGUGCCCGAGUGCAAGCUGUCCGAGGAUCUUGGCAAUCUCUUCGACAACGAGAAGUUCAGCGACGUCACGCUCUCCGUGGGCGGUCGAGAGUUCCAGGCGCACAAGGCCAUACUGGCAGCGCGCAGCGAUGUCUUUGCGGCCAUGUUUGAGCAUGAGAUGGAGGAGCGUAAGCUGAAUCGUGUCGCCAUAACCGAUGUGGAUCAUGAGGUUCUUAAAGAAAUGCUGCGAUUCAUAUACACGGGCAAGGCGCCCAAUCUAGAAAAAAUGGCUGAUGAUCUCCUAGCGGCUGCUGAUAAGUAUGCACUCGAAAAGCUGAAAGUGAUGUGCGAGGAGGCGCUGUGCGUCAAUCUCUCUGUAGAAACAGCAGCCGAAACACUAAUAUUAGCUGAUCUCCACAGUGCGGAUCAAUUGAAAGCACAAACGAUAGAUUUCAUAAAUACUCAUGCCACCGAUGUGAUGGAAACCUCCGGGUGGCAAAAUAUGAUCACAACACAUUCACAUUUGAUAGCGGAGGCAUUUCGUGCGCUCGCAACACAACAAAUCCCACCAAUUGGACCACCAAGGAAACGCGUGAAAAUGAGCUGAAACAACAAUGCAACAACCAAUCCAACAACAAUAAUAAUAACUACAACAGCAGCAGCAAAUCGUACACCAACAACAAUCAACAACCAGCAACAGCAACAGCAACCACAACAACAAUUAGAACAAGAAACCAACGCCAACAAUCGGAUCAACCAUUGCAAUAAGAACGAGAACUUCAUCGAUCGAUUGGCGGUCAACCUCAAGAAAGCAUACGGCAAUACUACAAACACAAUAAAUUAUGUCAGCAGCAGGAAGAUAAUGCAGAUGCAGUACCCCUUAUUGUUUCGAUUUCAAGUAAUUUAAUUCACUUUGAUAAACUUGAUUUUAAAUGUAUUUUAUUUGUUGAUUUAAUAUUACCUAUGAUUAAUAUGUUUACGAGUAAUAACUAUGAAUUAAUUUUAGUCCUAAGUCCCACACAAAAACACAACUUAAAACGAAAGCUGCAAUUAAGAAGGAAAAUUAAAACAAAAAACAAUUAAUAAUACAAACAAAAAAAGAGCAUAAAAAACAAAAACGGAAAACUAAAAUAAAAUAAAUUAAAUUUAAAGUAAAGUAAAGCGUAAAAAUAAAAAAUCAAAGGCGUGAACACAACAAGAAAUAAAGAAAUUCACUGAGAAAGCGUAACUAUUAUUAUUAUUAUAAUUAUAACGAUUAUGAUUACCGAUUACUGCGUAUAAUUACAAAGCGUACACUUUGAUUGUGAUGUAUAUUCGAUGGUAUGACUACUGAGUAACGAGUAAAUGAGUAAUGAUACGGAUAUGAUAAUGAAGUUGAUUUAUAUAUUGUGUAUAUGUAAACUCGGAACAGUUUUCAAAGCAUUCAAGGUUCAACUGCACCCACCCACCAAAAUCCACGCCCUCCCUUUCGAAACUGGGGAAUGUAAAAAUCUAUUCUUCUCCGCUGGGAGUUCCCACUGUCUUUAUAUUCUAUAUUUCAAUAUUCUCGCUGAAUUCACUUCUCUAACUUUAAUUUUAUCGUUUCCCAUUUCUCCUCUUAAGUAUUUAAAAUCAAAAACCUGUUUCUCUUUGUUUAAGCGCAAAAUGUAAUUAAUUUGUUGUACAAAACUAUGAAAACAAACAAAACAUUGUCGAAAUAAAAGCAAACAGUAGCAAUUUGUGUAUAGUAAGCAGAUAAACUGAAAAAACCAAAA